This is a messenger RNA of Chroicocephalus ridibundus (black-headed gull), 2904 nucleotides long. RefSeq names its product stomatin (gene STOM). Gene Ontology annotation, cellular component: plasma membrane. The coding region runs from base 203 to 1045 and encodes 280 amino acids. The record is from RefSeq and is a predicted model, not a curated record. The transcript is spliced from 7 exons. Lineage: Eukaryota; Metazoa; Chordata; Aves; Charadriiformes; Laridae.
GCCUGCCCGCCGCUGAGGGGCGGGUGGCCGCGACCGCCCCCACCUCGUCCCCUCAGGUGGCGGAGGGAGGUGGGGGGGUGCGCGCGGAGCGUAACGGCCGCGGCCCCACCCCCGCGGGGCGGGUCAGAGCGGGAGCAGGAGGCUCGGGGUGGGAGCGCGAGGCUCGGGGCAGCGCGGGCUCAGCUGUGAGGGGGCGGCGGCCAUGGCAGACCACGAAGCGGGGGUCCCGCCUAAGUCUCGGCGGGUGCAAGAUGACCCUGAUACUGGCCUCGGUGUGUGUGGAUGGAUCCUGGUGAUCACGUCACUUAUUUUCACUGUUAUUACAUUUCCUAUAUCAAUCUGGAUGUGCAUAAAGAUUAUAAAGGAAUAUGAGCGAGCCAUCAUAUUCAGACUUGGACGCAUCCUAAAAGGGGGAGCAAAGGGACCGGGUUUGUUUUUUGUCCUGCCCUGCACAGACAGCUUCAUCAAGGUUGAUAUGAGGACUAUCUCUUUUGAUAUUCCUCCCCAAGAGAUCUUGACCAAGGACUCUGUGACGGUUAACGUGGAUGGAGUGGUUUAUUACAGAGUUCAGAAUGCCACCCUUGCUGUAGCAAAUAUCACAAAUGCUGACUCAGCCACCCGUCUUUUAGCACAGACUACUUUGAGGAAUGUUCUGGGGACCAAAAACCUUUCUCAGAUUCUCUCUGAUCGUGAAGAAAUUGCACACAGCAUGCAGGCCACCCUUGAUGAGGCAACAGAUGAUUGGGGCAUUAAGGUGGAACGUGUGGAGAUCAAGGAUGUGAAAUUACCUGUCCAGCUGCAGAGAGCAAUGGCUGCAGAAGCAGAAGCUGCCCGGGAGGCAAGAGCUAAGGUAAUUGCAGCUGAGGGUGAAAUGAAUGCUUCCAGGGCCCUGAAAGAGGCAUCCAUGGUUAUUACAGAGUCCCCUGCUGCUCUUCAGCUUCGUUAUUUGCAGACCUUGACCACCAUUGCUGCGGAAAAGAACUCUACCAUCGUCUUCCCGUUGCCCAUCGAUAUGCUGCAGGGCAUCAUAGGUGUAAAUCGCUAGGUAGUGUAGGGUGACAGAGUUUGGGGUGGGGUUUUUUGCUACAGCGAAUCUUUGCAAUGCUGAAUUCCCUGUGUAUUAUAGCUUAUGGUGGUGUUAACAAAGUGUGGAUUUGCUGAGGAACCACUCUUGUUAUACCAAGUGUGUUAUAAAACUUAUAUGUAAUGGUUUUGAGUAUGGACAAUCAAAAUAUUUUAAAUUUGAAAACCUCUCAAAAUGAGUACAAGCAGGUUGUGAUGUCAAAUGAGCGUGUGUCUAUACUUUCCUGGAUGGGACACCUUUAAUCUAUAAGCUCCGAUUUUCAAAUAGUAUAUUAAAACCAUCUGUGGUGAAGAUGAGAUGAUCCAACAUCAUAAAUAAAUGGUUCUGUAGCCCCGCAAGGGAAGCGGAACAGCACUAACUGUAUUCUCUUGAAGCGUAGCUAUAUGUGAUGAAGUCAGAUUGUUGUCAUGGGGACUGGUUCUCCGGCUUACACAAGGAAAAGUGAUGGCAGUUGAUACAGGAGUGAGAAUACUCUACUGGCUUCUUCUGAAAAUCAGGCUCAUACUCCCUAAAAUCCCCCAUUCACGAGAAACAGUUGUUGGUGGAACUUUCCAUCUCUGUUCUGCCACACAGCAAUAGGAUAAACACGCCAUAGUUGUGGAUACAAUACGCUUGCAGUCACCACUGGGCUGUUCUCUUGUGAUGGUGGUGUGCCUGUAUAGAGUUACGCUUCUUUAAAGCACUGAAAAGUAAGUUGUUGGAUGCCUUUAUCUGUCUCUCUCAAGGAUUUUAAAAAGCCAAAGUACUGACUCCUGCAUUUUAUCCAGGUCUAAAACCUGCUUCUCCAGGAAGUAAGAUCUCUGUAAUUAGUGGGGGGUGGUGAUGCUUAGCAGAAGAUGCUGUACUGCUUAUGUAUCUGUUCUGACAAAUUAGUGAUUUACCUGUUGAUGCUGCUUCUGAGCAGACUCGUGGUGUUUGUUGUGACACUGAGGGCUUAUACUUCCACAAAAGCAUGUAAUCUUCAGUUCACAUAGUCUUGAGCUACAAGUGUUAAACUGUAUUUAUGUUGUACCUGUUUAGUAGAUGUAAUUAGAGAUUAAAAUGACAAGAAUUAAGAGUCUACAUGGGGCAGGGUCUUUAGGCUACCACCAUCACCGAGUUUGGCGUCUGGUCUUUAGUUAUUGGGAGGCAUCAGUGAAAACACUACAAGUGCCCUUCUCGCGCUGGCCAGCAUAAAGUUCCUAAUUUGUUUUUUAUCACUUCUCUGCUCCGAUCAGUUCUGUAUUGACAGGUCUGUUUAAUUGUGCCUUGAUAUGCUGUGCCUUUGUCACCGUUAGGACAAGAUGCCCAGUGGGCGCCGUUUCCCUUUUGCCCCUUUGCUGUGAUCUUUUUUUCCCCCUCUGCAUCGUGAAAGCAGUGUACAUGUCUGCGGGGGUUUGUCGGUUACUUCAGUUAAUGUAAGCUGAGCUUGACUUUUUGCUGGGAGAGGCGGGAGAAAUAUUGUUAACAAAGAUGUAAUAAUUAGCGCUACUGUGCUCAUGCACAUAAAGUGGGAAACGGAGUAACUGCAGAGCUUGAGGUGGUUCCGUGGGGAAGAUGAGUGACUCUGUAACUCCCACUGGGCUCUCUCGAUGGCCACCCCUGUGAAUUCUUGUUGACACCAGGAGCAGACUUUUUGCUCUCAUCCUGAAUAAAAAAACAUGCUGUUUACUCCUGAGUAAUGAGUGACUUUCUGAAAGCAGAAUGUUGUUUAUUUAUCAGGGUUUUGAGUGCUAAUACUUCUGGUGAGGGGAAAACAAAAUAAUUCCAACCCCCCCAAAAUAAUUCUGUAACCAAUUUAGUAAAAAGCGCGUGUGCAAAAGAUGGCACAAAGAAGGUUU